UGUUAUCCAUUUUAACCCGUAAUAAAAGAAUAUCUGGAAGUUGAAGAAUGGUCACUAUUUUGUCGUCCUAAAGUGUAUUCUAACGUAAACGCUCAGGAAUGGAUGAUGACGAAAAGGCUGGUAGUAAAGAUCUUUUAGGAAGACUCACGGAUAGUGAACUGAAUGAAUUGAAAGACACUAUCACAAAGAAGCAAAUAUCGGCUUAUGGACGAAAAGAACAUAUCUGUGCCAUUGUGGCCUACAGUGAGUCUGCCUUUGAACUUCUCCAUAGAAAGAAACUCAAGCGAGACGUCCUCUUCCAGUAUUUAGCGGACAGCAAUGUUGUUGUAUCUGUCAACUCUUCCAAGGACACACUCAUCAAUGCCAUCAUCAAGUUUUGGAAAUCCAGAUCAAGUCAAAAGAAUCAGAAUGAUGUCCAAGGCGUAAAACCAGUCGGACAAUCACAGCAGGAUGUCCUAACAGCAUACCAACCCCGACCACAGGCCGAACCUCAGGCUCACACUCAUUCUGCCUCUCCACCACCCAAUAUAUCCAUUACUAUAAAUAUAGCUUCUCCGUCUGCUACAUCGCUUUUAUCAGACCAAGUAGGAGUAGCCUUUGCCACUUGGUUUUAUGAAAUGUUAAAUUCACAGAACCCGAUGUUACCUAAUACGUCAGAAGAUUUUGGUCCCCAUCAUUUCUGGCCAGAUGUGAACUUCAAGUUGCUGUGCUUGACCCCACAUCCAGUUGAAGAGGAAAUCACUGGUGCAGAACCGACCACACAGAGGUUGUUAUCUCUCGUCAAAGAUGAACAGCUGCUAUUUAAUCCUAACAUCAGUGAGGAGGGAUUACAUGUCAAGUCCAAUCCUCACGGACAACUUGUGCUAAUUGUUUGCGGGACGGUCCACAGAAGCAACGACUGCUUGGGCGAGUUUGAGCAACUGUUCGGUCUACUCAGAGACCCUCGUUUCGACAACAAUUGGAAAGUGAAAUUCACGAAGUUAAGAAUUAGAACUUCACAAGUCACAGCAAUGCCAAAGUUGACAGAUCAGGCAGUAAGUGAAGUGACAGCUUUAGUUCCGGUGUAACUACAUUUACUUGACGAUCAUCGAAAACAACGUCUCCACUCUCGUUAACAUAUCUUUUCUCCCGUCAACAUCCCUGGGAAUAUGUCAUGACAAAUUGGGAGGCUCUUGAUGCAAUAACUUGGGGAUGAUACAAGCAGACUAGUCCAAUGUCUUUGAUGAAGAUGAAGGAAUCCCAAUGGCAGUGUUAUGGUAAAAUCAACCGGCUUUGGAGUUUUGUGCAGCUCCUCUGUACUCUUCAAAGGACAAGUAUCAGGCUAUCAACCAAUCAAAUAGCUAACUGCGAGCCUUCAAUUUUGUCAUGACACAUAGAUAUGUGUACGGAGAUUAGAACUAUUGGAUUUCGAAGUUGUAUGCUCGACAUGCUAAAGGUGAUAUAUGUCAUACAUUUACUGUAGCCUGGUGAUGUCACAGGAAAAAAAGUAAACGAUGUUAUGAUGUCACAGACAAAAAAA
Molecule: messenger RNA, 1519 nt
Organism: Mizuhopecten yessoensis (Yesso scallop)
Lineage: Eukaryota; Metazoa; Mollusca; Bivalvia; Pectinida; Pectinidae
Exons: 3
Coding region: 99-1067 (322 amino acids)
Source: RefSeq, a predicted model, not a curated record